CCCAGCUAGCAGCCUGUCUGCCCUAUAACACUGAAGGUGGGCAUCGUGGCAGACUGAUGCUUAUCCAGUUCUGAGGUGGGAGCCACUGUCACACAUAGGCAGACCGUAGCUAUGUGGCUAAUUGCUGGGACUGCAAAAAGGCACUGCAAAGGAACCACUCAAAACAGCUUGUCAGUGCACUGUGUGCUCUACUUUCUGCUUCUGCACCUUCAUUUGUGCUCCAGUUGCCCAUCCAUUUGUGUGUGCAGUUCCACUGAAGCAGACUGUGGUGGGCAUGACUUGAUUACACUGCCUGCCCUUUCCCUGCUACCUUCAACUAUUCAGACCCUGCUCCUGCCCAACAACCACUUUACAUCAUUGCCUGCUUCAGCAUUCGUCAACCUCAGCUCACUGGUGAGGCUUGACCUAUCCAAUAACUACCUGGAUAACCUGCCAGCUCAUGUCUUUGCUGAGCUGGCCAACCUGACUGACCUAAGUCUGAGGAACAACAGCCUAACAGCACUGGACCGUGACCUCCUGCAGGGCCUGGGAAGCCUUCAGCGGUUAGAUGUGUCACUGAAUGGCCUGGGUACUGUGCCUCUUGGUCUAUUAGAACAUCAGCAUGGCCUGACCUGGCUCUCUCUGGCAGGGAACAGACUCCAGGCACUAAAUAGGGCUGCUUUUGAACCACUUGAGAACUUGCAACACCUUGAGCUUGGCUCCAAUCCAUGGGAAUGUGACUGCAAUUUGCGUGACUUCAAGAACUGGAUGGAGUGGCUCAUCUACCGAGGUGGCUAUGUAGAUGCUGUGGAGUGCACUCUUCCCAAAGAUCUCAGAGGGCGUGACAUCCGGACUGUUCCUGUAGAGAUGUUCAAUUACUGCCUCCAAUUGGAUAGUGAGAAUGGGGGUGGGGCCGGAGGAACAAAAGGUGGUUCUAUCCCAUGUGCACGUGCAACCACUGCUCCAUUGCCUGAGACUGCUGUUGUACAGAGUGAAUCAGAGCCAGUGGAUUGUGCAAGGCAGCGUUACCGGCCUGUAAGCGUGCGUCGUGCCAUUGGCACUGUGGUGAUUGCCGGUGUUGUAUGUGGUAUUGUGUGCAUCAUGAUGGUUGCAGCAGCUGCCUAUGGAUGCAUCUACGCUUCCCUUAUGGCCAAGUACCAGCGUGAGCUGAAGAAAAGGCAGCCAUUGAUGGGGGAUGCUGAGGCUGAAGCUGACUCUGAAGAAAAACAGAUUUCAUCAGUUGCGUAGAAAUAAUAUAGAUUCUAUAUACUCUAAUGUGACGACAAUGGUAUCUUUGCAUUCCUGCUUCCACACCUAGUUUUUAAAUGUGUGUGCACUGUUAAGUAUUAUUUGGGUGUUUUCACAUAUAGUUAUUUUUAAAUAAACCAUACGAUGUCCUCUUAGGGGUCCUAGAUUCUAGGUCUGGAAGGGAACUAGCUGCAAAAGACCUCAGUACUUUAAAAACAAGGGUACUCAAAAGUUGAAACUUGUUCAGAUCACAGCUUCUUUAGAACUCAGACCUCAUGGCUAAUAUAAUUAAAAAUGCUACUAAAAAUUAAAAAAUAUAUUCGAUGCAGUCAUUUAGAUGUUGAUGAAAAAUACCAGAUGUGUCUAGGGAUCAAAAAAUCAGUGAGAACUGACUCAUGAUUCAUGUAAUUUUUACUAAAUCUUUGGCAUAGAUCAAAUCAGUGAAUUCAGUUGGUCUAAUGCAACAUCUGUAUUUGCAUUUUUAUUUUUUUGGUGCUCAAAAUAUUCAUGUGGUUUGGUCUGACCCAGACUUAUUUGUUAUGUUACUCAUACAAUCAUGCCAUAGCAACACUGAAGAAACAGGAAAAAUGAAGAAGGUAUGCAG
Molecule: messenger RNA, 1831 nt
Organism: Tachysurus vachellii
Lineage: Eukaryota; Metazoa; Chordata; Actinopteri; Siluriformes; Bagridae
Gene: lrtm2a
Product: leucine-rich repeats and transmembrane domains 2a
Exons: 3
Coding region: 112-1227 (371 amino acids)
Cellular component (GO): extracellular matrix
Molecular function (GO): protein binding
Source: RefSeq, a predicted model, not a curated record